Molecule: messenger RNA, 917 nt
Organism: Hyla sarda
Lineage: Eukaryota; Metazoa; Chordata; Amphibia; Anura; Hylidae
Gene: MRPL46
Product: mitochondrial ribosomal protein L46
Exons: 4
Coding region: 104-862 (252 amino acids)
Cellular component (GO): mitochondrial large ribosomal subunit
Molecular function (GO): structural constituent of ribosome
Source: RefSeq, a predicted model, not a curated record
CACUUUUUUGGCGUCUUUCCCCCCAUAAUAAACAUUAUGGUCUUUUGUAUUUUCAGUAAAUGACUACAUUUUUUCUAGUUUAUAUUGUGGUCAAUGGGAGCUCAUGGUAGCAGUGUUACUGGGGUUAUUUUUGUGUUACUACCUUUACCCCUUUAAUAAACGGUCCUGCCAAGGAACCUUUAACUACACCUCUUCCUCUGACCUCCAAUUGAUGUCCUCAUCGGCAGCGCCGGCUUUUUCAAGGAUUGACCUGGAGAAAAGUAUGUAUUCAGACCAUGAGCUUCAGCUUAUGAAAGAUGCCGAUCGUCUGAAGAGUAAGCAGUCUGGCAUGUAUGAUUCUGAUGAUGAAGAAGAACAGGAUAUAGUAAUGGCACAAGACCUGGAAGAUAUGUGGGACCAAAAAUGGAAACAAAUGAAACUUGCGCCAAGAGUAACAGAAGCCGAUGAAAAGAGUGAUCUGACGUCACUCAACAGAAAACUGGAAAACAGCUUAGUCCUUCUGGUUAAAGAGAAGAUUGGGACUGAAGACGUCUGGAUCUUCCCCCAGAUUGAGUGGCAGCCUGGAGAAACAAUGAGGCAGACGGCAGAACGAGCCCUUUCUAACUUGUCAGAAAAUAGCGUAAAGGCUCACUUCCUAGGAAAUGCCCCUUGUGGCUUUUACAAGUACAAGUUUCCCAAAACGAUGCGAAGUGAAGAUACAAUGGGCGCCAAAGUGUUCUUUUUCAAAGCUUUGCUAAAUAGUAAAUCCUGGCUCACAACUAAGAAAAAAGGAGACUAUGUUUGGGUUAGCAAGGAUGAACUAAAGAACUAUUUAAAGCCAGCUUAUUUAUCUGAAGUAGAUAAGUUUGUAAUAGAAAUAUAAUAUGUACAUUUGUGUAAAUUUAAUUAAAAAAAAACUUUUAUAUGACUGAAAAAUA